Messenger RNA from Zymoseptoria tritici IPO323, 888 nucleotides. RefSeq lists its product as uncharacterized. The record is from RefSeq and is a predicted model, not a curated record. The transcript has 3 exons. NCBI's taxonomy places the organism in Eukaryota, Fungi, Ascomycota, Dothideomycetes, Mycosphaerellales, Mycosphaerellaceae. The coding region runs from base 1 to 888 and encodes 295 amino acids.
AUGUGCUGCGGGUUGGAGAAGAGAAGACAGCGUCGACGGCAAGGGCGUCACACCGCUGUUCAGCCCUUCCGACCCAGACUUCCACCUCCCAAGACAUCUCACCUCUGUUUCACCGCGUUUGCGUUUGCGACCAGACACGGCCGUCAAGAGAUCGACCCGGAUUUCACCUCUUUCCAAGACGGAUCGUCAUUCCUUCCACAUAUUCCCACCGUCCCAAAGGCUUGGUUCCUGACACCUCGAUUCGCACUUGACACGCACGCGACAUCCCUCUCUCCACCUCCGCAAUCCCCCACGCCGUCAAAUCUAGAUCAGAUCUCCGUCUUCGACUCCACCUUCUUCCGUCUGGACUCCACCACCUCGAAGUCAACAAACAAGGACCACAACACGAAUCCCUCAAAACCUCCCACAACCUACGCCUGGCAUCCCUCAACCCACCGCCUCUUCGGCAGCACCUCAUCCGCAAGCUCCAUGUCUUCACCCACCGAUCCUUUCGCCAUGGCCUUGCGACGGACAUCCUCCACCCGUCGCGGGAGCAUCGCUUCAUCUCCCUCCGGCUCCACAACCCCCAUGUCGCCCAUCUCCCGCCAGAGCACAGGCGGAAGCGGCGCUAGCGGUUACUUCGCUUCCGAUGUCGACCGCGGACAACGAUCCCGCGACAUGAACGAUAGGAUUCUGAUGUACCUCUCUUCGGAACCGCAUCAGGUGUUGCCCAGCGGGAAGAAGCAUUAUCCGACUUAUCCGAGUGUCAUGGAGAGCGCGGAGGAGAGUGGCGCGGGAACCACUGCGUCUUCGUUCUCGGAUGAGAGAAGUGGAUUGGGAAAGACGAAGGGGAGGUUGACGAGGGGUUGGAAGCGGAUGAGUGCGAAUUUGAUGAUGAAGAAUGUUUGA